AAUAUUAAAAAAUUUGAAAUCUUUAUAUUGAUCGGACAACGAUAUGUGAAAGGCUGUCGCGUCGGGAAUCGGAGCUAUAAGGAGGGCGAAAUGGUCAGGGACAUAGAAUGGAAGGGAACAUGCGACAAUUGUUUUUGCGCCAUGGGCGGCAUUCGGUGCGUUCCGCUGUCAUGCGCUCCUCCACUUCAGGGUUGCACGCCGAUCGUACGCGAAGGACAUUGCUGUCCCUCGACCUACAACUGCAGUGGAAACAUCGAGGUCAAAGCUGCUCAGAACUACGCAUCUUAUGCCUUCAUCAGCAAAGAUUAUGCCAAAUUUCGAAAAGAAACGAAUUUUUACUCCCUGAACGAGCAAGAGGCCGAAGAAAUGGUUGGUAAUUCGACGGUGGAGGGCCGAGGUCAUAAAGAUGCUGUGGAGCAAUCGCAGUCGAAUUCCACAAUUUUGAAAACGCCACUCGGUUCCGUGGACACAACGAAAACUUUGAAUUUAUCCUCGCCCACUGAUCUCGAAGCCUCAGACUCGAUGGGAAAUUUGACGACUUUAAAGACGAACAACGUGACGACGACGUUUGAAAAUACAACGGAAAUAAUAACGACUUUUUCGAGACAAGAUCACGAGACGAUGGACAACGAAAUACCAACGGAGACUCAAAAACUAGAUAAAUAUUCGAAUCAACAAGAAACGACCUUUUCCAUGGAUUGGAUGAGCAAUGAAACCACAGAAAUCCCAACAACCCUGGAGACGAUGACGAGCUUCGAUUCGACCAACGUUCCAACGACCCUGAUGAACGAUGAAACGAUCAGCUCGACAAACUCCAUUGGGACCAAAGAAGAUUUGUUGGAAUCAUCGGUAAUCCCGAUGGAACUGUCGACCACCCAGACCAGUGACAUAACAACAUUGGAUUAUUCAGGCAUCGAUUACGCUACGGUAAUUUACGAGGAGAAAAAAAUGAGUUCACUUCCGGAAAGCUCGGAAAAUAUGAAGAAUCUGGAAAAGAAAAAUACCGAGAAAAAAGCGACGACUCGAAGAGUCGUUGAGAGUACAACGAAAUUCUUGAAGGUCAAUGACAUCAAAGGAGAUAUCAGCGAAGUAGAAAAAGAUUCUCCACCGACUUUCGGAAUCGGCGAGUCUUCAGUUAUUUCGGUCAAAGGACCUGCCACUGGCAAGCCUACGACGGUGCUCAUGCCUGACAACAUGUUAGUCAUUAACGUGACUCUGAAGACGAAUGUUUCCGUUGGACACGUUCAAGGCGUCACCAUGAAUCCUGUCAGAUCGAUUUCACCGGAUAUUGAAGCGAUACUCAACAUAACCAAUCGUAAGAAGGGGGAAGAUUACGAUUAUGACUACAGCCAACCCACGUUGCCACCUUCGCUGCCCAACGUAAGAAUAAUUCCGUUCGUCGCUGCGGACGCUCUGGUGAAACAAGACGAAGAAGCUUCGUCGAUGGUUACAAAUUAUCCUUUUGGACCUCCAAUUGGUUUGGCACCCCAGGAACUUGGUCCAACUGUCACUUCCGGUACCGGAGAAAACUUUUAUGACAUCGUUACACAGAAAAACCGUUUCAGUCCACCCAUCGAAACCGAAGGCGGCUUUGUGCCUCGAGAGCCUUUGUAUUUUGAUGCCCCAUUCCGAUCGACCGAUCACAACGUUGAAAUUCACAGUGGCGUUACCGUAAUACCGGCGGAUAUAACGAACCCUCACCGGAAAAACGAUGGUAUUUGCGUAUUUGAGAAUCGCAAUUAUCGUCACGGUGAUCUUCUGCCGAGCAGCGGACGUUGCAUAAUAUGCAUUUGCUAUUACGGCGAAGUAGCAUGCUCCGAUGAGAAAUGUCCGCUUCUCAAAAUUGGCUGCAGUCGCUUGAAAAAUGACAAGAUCUGUUGUGGCAAAGUCAUCUGUGUCGACGCCGAGGAGUCACCAACCCUGGUCCUGGAUCGUGCAGAUGCAAUUGCGCCCGCACCGAGAGAGCCAUUACCCUCAUUGGAUGGAAUGGUAUCUCCCGAUCCAUUCAGAGAUGUCAUAAAGACAAAACCCGCUCCUGAUUUGCCCUCUCUGAUCGAGGACAUGAUUCCUUACUUGGUUGAGCAUCGAAUAACCAAAGCACCAAUGUCCCCGACGACACCAGUCACGACUACCAAUCUGGAGCCAAGCGUAGUCGGUAGUUUUGAGAGACCGCCAGCUCACAGAGUCGAUCCAGAAAGAAUUGAACUCCAGGAAAUUCCGUUCAUCAACGCGCAUGCUCUCAAACCCUCGAACACCAAUAACGAAACUUCUGCUUUUGAUGUCACAAAUCGGACAGACAGUAAUGACCAACUACACAAAGAGGCUCUUUCUAAUCCAGAACCAAUUAAACCCGCGCUCAUUAGCCCGAGUCAACUACUCCCUGUCCCGGAAAACGACGAGGAAUCUUCGAUCUUCUCGUUCGGUAGUGUCCUCGAUCUUUUGUUCUCUGAAAAUUCGGGACUUGAAGGCACCACUGAAACUUCCAGCUAUUUGCAUAAAUCUACAUCCAAUCCCACAGCCAACAUGUCUUCUAAUCCAUUGCCCGAUGCGCCUGCCACUUACUCAGCUCAUCAACCUGUACAUUUGUUGGGGAAUAAACCCAACUUGGGCUUUGGUUCCAGCGUUCCCACGUCUAAUCCAGAAAGUAGUCAGUCCAAGUUCAGCCUCCAGGAUGCUUCCGAGUCCAGGCCCAAUAUGACAUUAGAAGCUUCGAGAAAAUCAGCUGCAGGACAACUGUCAUCAUCUGUGGAGUCUCAACAGAAUAGACCGUCUAAAGAGCCCUCGAUUAAUUUGUCCAAUGCUAAGGUUCCUGGGACCAUCUCGUCCAGCAGCCCUUCCAAGUUCGCGUUAGAGAGCAUGCCUAAAGUCAGAAUCAAUUCAACGUCAGGGUUUGUGGAGAAACUCGAUGAAAACCAAUCUGUGACGUCAACAAGCUCAGGAAACCAGCAACUCAACAAUUCGUCGUUGUCGACUACGAUCACUGCUGGCAUGUCCAGUGAUGCUGAAACUAUCACGUCAAUUAAGAUCAAAGAGGCCGAAGACACAAGUCCAAAAGUUCAGGAAAAUGCUGAUACUUGGAUCAAGAGUGAUUCACAUGAGACGACUGCAAAUGGAUCGGGUGACUAUGAAGUCGUGACGUCAGCCAGUGGUCUCCUUAAGCUCGCUGGCUGCAAUAUUUACGGUCGAAUGUAUCGGGUCGGUAGAAUAAUUACAGAACUUUCCAGCCCUUGUCUUGAAUGCAGAUGUACGGAGGUUGGGGUCCAAUGUAAACAACUUCAGUGUUGAUACAUCUCUUUGUCGCUCUCUCUCUUUCUCUCCCUCCCUUCUCCAUUCAUUCCUCAGCUUCUACUUGUCCCCUUUUCUCAGCUUUCUUUCCGCGUUGUACUUAUGCAUCUGCCUCUGUUGUGUUUUCCAAGGCAGUAAGAAAAAAAAUCAAACAACUCAUCGAUUCCUAUUCAUCUUCUCACUUUCUUUCCAUUGGCGAUCCACACUAAGCAUGCGACGUCUCGCGGAUUUUUCUUGAACUGCUGUUGGAGUGCAAAGCAGGUGACCUGUCACGUAAUAUUAAUGUCGUUAAGUGGUUUUAGGAACGGUUAUCAACAAAAAUGUACGUAUCCAUAAAUUUGUCGAAGUUUUGAGUACGACUGGUCCAUGUUUCCAAUGCUAAAUCAUGCACAACUGUCAAAAUUGCACUCCAAUAGGGCCAUUUUUCCGUGGGAUACGAGCGCCGGCAUCGGUAGUGUUGAUCGCCAACUGUUCAUUCAUCCUCCUCUCCCUAAAUAACGUUGCUAUUGAAAAUACCGUAGAAAAGACUGUUCAAUUUUUUUAAUCAUUGAUAAACGAAGAUAAUGGAAACUUAAAUUCCAUGGAGAUGCAAUUUAAAAGAGAGGCAAAAUCCUCAUAGCCGACGACACAGAUAAGUUAUUUUACGGGAACGAAUCUUUUUAAACGUGGAACAUAAAUUUACAGAGUAAAAAUCUGCGAAUUCAUAUAUUCGUAACAGUAUUUAAUUCGGAUAACGUUCACUAUUUUCAUUAAUUAACAGAUAGCGGUUCCUGCCUUCGGGAAUGGUGUUUAAUCUCGGUAUAAAAUAAUUACAAGACGCUUAUUCGUACAACAAAUCCAAAUUUAAAGUACAUUUUAUUUGCUGGAUUUGAUCAGCAGUCUUUCCAGAGGGCCCGCAUAUCCAAGAGUAUACGGGAAUUUUUGAUAAUCAGAGAUAAAGAACUCCGCCGAAAUAACUGCACUUCUAUUAAUGAUCAAAAUUUUUUCACAGCGUACUUGCUCUCGUGGGUAGAAAAUUUGUAAAUAGAAGAAAAAGUGAACAAGCGACGCACAAGAUUUAUUUUUCACCUAUUUUCAAGUUUACUUCUCUUUUUUCAUGACAUCAAAUUAUGAUUUUCGCUUGCCUCGUAUUCCCGAGACAAGUUUUACUGCGUGUGUGAGCGUGUGCGUGAGUGUGUCUGAUUCAUUUGUAUUUUUUUCCAUCCUAGAAUACGUUUUCUCUUAUGUGAAUCAUUCUUAUUACACCGAUCAUUCGUUCCUUAAGCAACAGCAAAUCUGGAAUGUUGCCAAUGAACUCUCACUACUUCCGUUUAUAUGUAAACAGCUGGUUAUUCCAGUUAAGAAUAUAAUAAAUAAAAGCAUGAAGCUACA
This is a messenger RNA of Venturia canescens, 4656 nucleotides long. RefSeq lists its product as uncharacterized. The transcript has 7 exons. Bases 91 to 3285 code for a protein of 1064 amino acids. The record is from RefSeq and is a predicted model, not a curated record. Gene Ontology annotation, cellular component: extracellular region. NCBI's taxonomy places the organism in Eukaryota, Metazoa, Arthropoda, Insecta, Hymenoptera, Ichneumonidae.